Molecule: messenger RNA, 2061 nt
Organism: Hyposmocoma kahamanoa
Lineage: Eukaryota; Metazoa; Arthropoda; Insecta; Lepidoptera; Cosmopterigidae
Product: cytochrome P450 9e2-like
Exons: 11
Coding region: 119-1720 (533 amino acids)
Molecular function (GO): heme binding; oxidoreductase activity, acting on paired donors, with incorporation or reduction of molecular oxygen; iron ion binding
Source: RefSeq, a predicted model, not a curated record
ACGGCCUGCUCGCGCCGGCCGGCUGAACGUUAUACGACGCGUCACUUCAUAACAAAAAACGAUUUUGUUUUAUAAUAGCUGUGGUGUUAUUUUGUAUACGUAUUUUCAAAACACUAAGAUGCUGGUGUGGAUAUGGCUGGUUUGCAUCGUGGCUGCAGUAUGUCUGUUCUUCCAGCAAAAGUAUGGCUUUUUCAAAAGGCGAGGUGUGAAGACACCCCGGAUUAUCCCACCCUUCGGUACUAUGCUGAGCAUUGUAUUGCAGCGGGAGCAUUUUAGUGAACAAAUGGUCAAGGUUUACAACCAAUUUUCUGACCAAAGGUUCUACGGCUUGUUCACAUUCGCAACACCGACUCUGAUGGUGAGGGAUAUCGAGUUAAUCAAGAAGAUUACUAUUAAGGACUUCGAGUCUUUCCUCGACCAUAACACCGUCAUCAACGAGAAGAAUGACCCACUUUUUGGAAGAAACCUCGUCUCUUUGAAAGGUCACGAAUGGAAGGACAUGCGAUCGACCCUCAGCCCUGCUUUCACCAGCUCCAAAAUGAAGAUGAUGUUGCCACUGAUGGUGGAGGUUGGAGAUAGGAUGAUUGUCUCGCUUAAGAAGAAAAUCAAAGAGUCAGAAAAGGAUUAUAUGGAUCUUGACGCGAAAGACCUAACGACUAGAUACGCGAAUGACGUAAUUGCAUCUUGUGCCUUUGGUCUGAAGGUAGAUUCUCACAUGGACGAGAACAAUCAGUUUUAUACGAUGGGAAAAACUGCUUCGAACUUUUCUUUUCGUCAACUACUCAUGUUCUUCGUAUUGAUGAUUGUUCCGAAGGUUGCUGACAUAUUGAAAUGGAAUCUGUUCCCGGAAUAUGUGCAGAGAUUCUUCAGGACGCUGGUAAUGGAUACGAUGCAGAACAGGGAGCUCAAACAGAUAAUCCGACCUGACAUGAUACAUUUGCUAAUGGAAGCUAAGAAAGGAAAAUUGACCCAUGACGAGAAAUCAAGUCAAGACAUGGACGCCGGCUUCGCCACGGUUGAAGAAUCAUCCGUUGGCCAGAAGGAAAUCAAGAGAGUAUGGUCGGAUGACGAUUUGUGCGCUCAAGCUAUCCUGUUCUUCAUAGCUGGUUUCGAGACCGUAUCCUCUGCUAUGUCGUUAUUGCUGUACGAGCUGGCUGUCAACCCGGACGUUCAAGAGAAACUGUACCAGGAAAUCAGAGAGAACGAGGCCAAGAACAACGGGAAAUUUGACUACAAUUCUAUACAGAACAUGGUUUAUAUGGACAUGGUUGUAUCAGAAACAUUGAGGUUGUGGCCCCCCGGCGUUGGCUUGGACAGAUACUGUAACAGAGACUACAACUUGGGCAAACCUAAUGACAAAUCUACUGAGGACUACAUUAUCCGCAAAGGCGAAGCUCUCCAGAUCCCCGUCUGGGCGAUACACCGCGACCCUGCGUACUACUCAAACCCCGACAAGUUCGACCCUGAGAGGUUCUCUAUAGAGAACAAACACAAGAUCCUGCCCUUCACUUAUAUCCCGUUUGGACUUGGACCUAGGAAUUGUAUCGGUUCAAGAUUCGCCCUCUGCGAAGUGAAGGUAAUGGCAUACCAGCUCCUAAAUGCCUUCGAAGUGUCGCCAUCGGAAAAAACGACUAUACCUCCCAAGAUGGAUCCCUCCUCGUUCAACAUUCGCUUAAAGGGAGGUCAUUGGAUCCAAUAUAAGGCUCGGAAAGAGGUGUAAAUGAAAAUUUACAGAAACAAAAAUCCACGCGAAUGAAGCAACGUCUUAUUGGAAACAUUACAGUCCUUGUACACGUAUAAAUAAAAUAUAACACAUAAUUUAAGUUAACCUAAGACUGCAAUAGGAAAAGCGCUAAACGCCCAACGUACAGCCGACGCUCUAUAUAUAUAUAUAAUAAAUUGGGGUCCUCUCUGACCCCAAUUUAUUAUGAAGAUUUCUAAUGAACUAAUAAUGGUAUUAAAUAAAAGACCGAAUAUUGCACAUAUACUGUAAUAUAUAUUAGAUCUCAAAGGAACAAUUACUAUAUAUUAAUAAUGCAAUUAAAAACGAAUAGGAAGUUA